This is a messenger RNA of Candida albicans SC5314, 2283 nucleotides long. RefSeq names its product stress-responsive transcription factor (gene CTA8). The record is from RefSeq and is a predicted model, not a curated record. Bases 1 to 2283 code for a protein of 760 amino acids. Gene Ontology annotation, biological process: regulation of DNA-templated transcription. Lineage: Eukaryota; Fungi; Ascomycota; Pichiomycetes; Serinales; Debaryomycetaceae. The transcript has a single exon. Gene Ontology annotation, molecular function: DNA-binding transcription factor activity; sequence-specific DNA binding.
AUGAUUAUGAAUAUGACUACUGAUUAUAGAGAUCCAUUACUCGAUUUGUUUGGUACAGAGUCUAACUCUGGCAAUGAAACAUCAUCUCCCAGUGACAUUCCAGUUAUCAACAGAAGUGGCACAUUUAAUCAGCAACAAUUUAGCCCCUUGUUAACCCAACAACUGUUAUACAAUACACCUAACUCUGGAUCUACUCCGAAUAUUUUUGACCCAAACUAUACCCAGAUGCAGGAGGAACAAACAUCUCCAUCUCUGAACAAACUUCAACCAGAAGAUCCCCCAAGAAAGAAAAGGAACACUAGAAGUCAGACAAAGAUACACCAACAACUGGAAGGAGAUGAAUACAACUCAAAUGAUUACAAAGAUCUGAUAGAUUUAGACAAACCACCAGUUGUUGAACCAAGUCCUCCGUUUUUUGUUGAAAGUGACACUACCCCUGAAUUUGUGAUUCCAACACCUACCCUGGAACAACAACAGCAACAACAUCACGAGUUAAUCGCACAAGACUACCAACGUUCCAAUAAUUCAAAUCAAUUUGGAAACUUGACCCAUUAUGAACCAAAUCUUCCUCCAUUACCUCCUUUAUCAGAGAGUAUACUUCCACAGACAAACACUUUCCAUCCAUUAGUGUUGCCACAUGACCCAAGACACGCUAUUACUGCUGGCCCAGCUAAUAACAGUCAACAACAACAACAACAACAACAGCAAGACUCACUGAUACCAUCAGAUGGUAUUUCUUCCAAGAUACAACAACUUCAUGCACCUUCAUUGUCAAACAAUCAAUCAGCAUCUCAACGUAAAAAGAAAGAAAGUUCUGGGCCCAAAACACGUCCUGCAUUUGUUAUGAAAAUCUGGUCGAUGGUGAACGAUCCUGCCAAUCAUGAAUAUAUCAGAUGGAAUGAUGACGGGAAGACUUUCCAAGUGUUUCACCGUGAAGAUUUUAUGAAGGUUAUAUUACCCAAAUAUUUCAAGCAUAAUAAUUUUGCUAGUUUUGUGAGACAAUUAAAUAUGUAUGGAUGGCACAAAGUGCAGGAUGUCGCUAAUGGUACCUUAAAUCAAAACUCGGACAAGAAUGGACAAGAUGAAAUAUGGCAAUUUGAGAAUCCAAACUUUAUAAAGGAUCGAGAAGAUUUAUUGGAUAAGAUUGUGAGAAACAAGAGUAGUUCAAACCAAGAUGACGUUUCUGGAGUUUCAUUCAAUGGGAUAAACAAUAGUGCAAAUUUGUCGUUGAUUUUACAAGAGUUGGAAACAAUCAAGAUGAAUCAGUAUGUUAUAUCUGAAGAUUUAAGAAGAGUGCGACAAGAUAACAAGAUGUUAUGGCAAGAGAACUACCUAAAUAGAGAAAGAAAUCAAGUACAAGGCCGCACAUUGGAUAAAAUAUUAAAGUUUUUAUCUGUUGUUUAUGGUAAUAAUGCUAAUAAAAUAUUGAAUGGGCACGGAUUCGCUGAUUUCAAUGAUAGUAACAAUAUCAUGACUCAAUAUAGACCAUCACCCAUGGGAUCACCAUUACUACUGAGACCACAAACCCAACCACCACCUUCAAAUUCUAGAUUUGCAAGAGAUAACAAUCAGACUGCACAACCUACUUAUGAAUCACCAUUAUCAACCAGCGAUACCAAUAAUAAUAACAACAAUACCUUUGAAUAUCAACAAGCUGUCAAUCGUCCACGUCUCAUGUUGACUAACCGAGCACAUUCCAGACGUCCAAGUAUGUCUAGAACCAAAUCUACUCCAGAAGGGUCCAUAGAAGAGAUAAUACGUUCUUAUUCCAACGAUAAAGCUGCUGAAUCUAAUGUUAAUAGAAUGUAUGAGCAAUUAGUUGGUCAUCAACCAGGUGCAACUACAAAUAACAAUAACCAUUCUUCCCUGACAGCAAUUUCGGCGCCAUCACCACGUCAUAGUUUCUUACAAGAAUUGAAUCUACCAGGCACACCAAGAAACCUUGAUGAUUUAGAGAAGCAUAUUAAUAAAGAAGGACAAUCAAUUCAGCAAGUGCAAGACUGGAUUGAUAAGUUAGCCCAAGAGCAACAUGAAAAACAACAGCAACAACAAGGAAAUGAUGAUGACGAUGAUUUUGAUGUCAACGAGUUUUUGAAAGAUGCUACUACAACUCCUAGUUCUAAUGUGCCAAAUGGUGGUCAUUAUAACAAUGGGAAUAUAAGUUUUGUUGGUUCACCAAUUGCGAUGACUCCAGGCUCAAAUGUCAGUUCUAACAUAAAUGAUUCUGAUGGUAAUGAGAAGAAACUGAAAAAAAGGUCAAUCGAAGAAGUUAGCGAUCAUUAA